UAAGUAUCAACACGUCCAACAGCUGCAGACUGUUUGUGUGAGCUGCAGAGAGAGAGAGGGAGAUUUAAGUCAUGGCUGAUUUUCCUUCCCAGAUUCAUUUUCCUUCCAAGAGUCUCCUUCAAAGUGAAUCUCUUACGAAGUACAUCUUAGAAACGAGUGCGUAUCCAAGAGAGCACCAGCAGCUUAAAGAGAUACGAGAAGCCACACUAAAGAAAUAUGCCUGCUUAAGCGUGCAAAAUGUGCCUGCCGAUGAAGCACAGUUCUUGUAUAUGCUCAUGAAAAUAAUGAAUCCAAAGAGGACAUUGGAAAUAGGCGUUUUUACAGGCUAUUCUCUCCUUGCUACUGCACUUGCAUUGCCUGACGAUGGAAAGAUAACAGCAAUUGACGUGGAUAGCGAAGCAUAUAAAAUCGGGUUGCCAUUCAUUAAGAAGGCUGGCGUGGAGCAUAAGAUCAACUUCAUUCAAUCGGAUGCCAUUUCAGCUCUAGAUAAAAUGCUGUGUAAUAAUGGUGAUAAGGGAGAGAGGGAGUUCGACUUUGUGUUUGUGGACGCUGCGAAGUCAAGCUACAUGGAAUUCCACGAGCACGUAAUCAAACUGGUGAAGAUUGGAGGGAUCAUUGCAUACGAUAACACGCUUUGGUUUGGCUCAGUUGUGUGGGAGGAAGAGCACGUGCCUGAGUUUCUUAAGACUGAUAGAAAGCCCUUGAUGGAGUUCAAUACCUUCUUAGCUUCCGAUCCCCGUGUCGAGAUCUCCCAACUUUCCAUUGGCGACGGCCUCACAUUAUGCCGACGUCUUUCCUAACUGCUUUUCUUUUUUCAGCUCAACACUCAAUCUAGGCUACAGACUGAAGGUAAACUCUCUCUCAAUUUAUGUCCUUCACCCGCGACUCACAAGGUUAAAAUUGAGAUUUGCAGCAUGAAAUUUUCAAGUUCUAGUUAUUGGAUGAUGUCCCAUAAGGGACCUUUUUUUUUUUUUUUUUUUUUUCA
This is a messenger RNA of Malania oleifera, 985 nucleotides long. Its product is annotated as putative caffeoyl-CoA O-methyltransferase At1g67980. Gene Ontology annotation, molecular function: O-methyltransferase activity; S-adenosylmethionine-dependent methyltransferase activity. The record is from RefSeq and is a predicted model, not a curated record. The coding region runs from base 72 to 800 and encodes 242 amino acids. NCBI's taxonomy places the organism in Eukaryota, Viridiplantae, Streptophyta, Magnoliopsida, Santalales, Ximeniaceae. The transcript is spliced from 5 exons.